AUGACAAAGUAAGUUUUGUUUGUACCAAAAAGCUCACGUUCGGCGAUUUGAGCAGUAAUUGAGCAGAGUGUGUGCCAAAGACCAGCAGAAUGGUGGCAGGGACUAUCCCUCUGACAUCCGCCCAGGGCAUCAUCUCCCUCCUUGAUGAGAACCAGACGGAGCUAAAAGUUUUCGCUCUUUCAAAACUUGACCAAAUCGUCGAUGAAUUUUGGGCUGAGAUAUCCGAGGCGAUCGAGAAGAUCGAGAUCCUGUAUGAAGACCAACAAUUUCCACAUCGCAAGCUAGCGGCUCUCGUCGCCUCGAAAGUGUACUAUCACUUAGGCUCGUUCAAGGAUUCGUUGGACUUUGCUCUACAAGCCGAGGAUUUGUUCGACAUUAAUUCAACAAGCGAAUUCGUUCAGACCAUAAUUUCUAAAGCGAUUGAUGACUAUACUGAAGUCCGUCAGAAAAAUGCUGCAUCCGGAUCAUUGCAAGCCGUUCGGAUCAACCCCCAGCUCGAGGCAAUCGUCAACAAGAUGUUCGAACGCUGUCUCGAACAUGGACAAUUUCGUCAAGCCGUUGGCAUAGCAUUGGAAACCCGGCGUAUGGACGUAUUUGAGAAAGCGAUCAAACAGUCAGAUGACGUUAGUAAAAUGCUGCAGCAUAGCCUGCGAAUCGCAAUGACACUCAUUCAGAACCGAUCUUUUCGUGACCAAGUUCUUCGAGUUCUCGUAAUUCUCUACAAAGGACUAGAACAACCUGAUUACAUCAAUAUGGUGCAAUGUCUCAUUUCCCUGGAUGACGCUCCCUCAACCGCCGAUGUGCUGGUAAGGUUGGUGCGAUCCGUUCACAAGGAGCAGCAGUUAAUGGCGUACCAGAUUGCGUUCGAUUUGUACGAGUCUGGAACGCAACAGUUUCUUAUUCGUGUUAUCCAGGCCCUUAGAGGAAUGGCACCUACCAAGUCAGGCGAGGCCCCUCCUCCAACGGUAGAGGAGAGUAAAGAUAAGAAGAAGCCCGGCGAGAUUGAGAAGACUGGUGAUGAGUUAUUAGACAAGCUUAUUAGAGUUCUGUCGGGGGAACUGACCAUCGGAUUGCACCUGCAGUUUCUGAUCCGGUCCAACCAUUCCGAUUUGCUUAUACUAAAGCAGACGAAGGAAGCUGUCCGCAACAGCAUCUGCCACACGGCGACGGUGAUCGCCAAUGCGCUCAUGCACUGUGGGACCACCUCGGACGCGUUCCUACGAGAUAACCUCGACUGGUUGGCCAGAGCAACAAAUUGGGCUAAAUUUACUGCCGUUUCGUCCCUUGGCGUCAUUCAUAAAGGUCACGAAAAAGAAUCUCUCCAACUCAUGGGACCGUACCUUCCUAAGGAAAGCACCACUUCAUCAGGUUACACUGAAGGUGGCGGCCUUUAUGCGUUAGGACUGAUCCAUGCCCACCAUGGUGCCGCAAUUAUAGACUACCUCGUUCAACAGCUAAAAGACGCUCAGAAUGAAAUCAUACGCCAUGGAGCUUGUCUCGGAGUGGGUCUAGCCGCUAUGUGCACGCAUCGGGCAGAUGUUUACGAACAGCUGAAGUUCAAUCUUUACCAAGACGAUGCUGUUACGGGAGAGGCCGCUGGCGUCGGGAUGGGCCUGGUCAUGCUGGGUUCGGGUGCGGGUGCGGCCAUUGAUGAUAUGGUGGUGUACGCAAAAGAGACUCAACACGAGAAGAUUCUUCGAGGUUUGGCAGUUGGUAUCGCGUUCGUCAUGUUCGGCCGCAUGGAGCAAGCGGAUAGCGUCAUCGAUACACUGGCCAGCGAUAAAGAUCCCCUGUUACGACGCUCGGCGAUGCAUACCAUUGCGAUGGCGUAUUGUGGCUCGGAGAAUAAUGCCUCGAUCAAGAAGCUGCUGCAUUUCGCCGUGUCCGAUGUUAAUGACGACGUACGGCGUGCCGCCGUAGAGGCUCUCGGCUUCCUACUGAUCCGCACACCAGAACAAUGUCCUAGUGUCGUGUCUCUGUUAUCGGAAAGCUACAAUCCAAACGUGCGGUACGGCUCUGCCAUGGCUCUCGGCAUCUCAUGUGCCGGAACGGGCAAUAAAGAAGCAUUGGCUCUUCUUGAGCCGAUGACCAACGACCCUGUGAAUUUUGUUAGGCAGGGCGCUCUCGUUGCAACCGCUCUGGUAUUGAUCCAACAGAGUGAAGUUGUUUGUCCUAAGGUGAAGGAGCUUCGGUCCCUCUACCAAAAAGUCAUUGCGGACAAGCACGAAGACGUGAUGGCGAAAUUCGGCGCAAUCAUCGCUCAGGGCAUUAUCGAUGCAGGUGGCCGAAAUGUAACUGCCGGUCUAUUGUCGCGCACUGGCCACGUUAACAUCCCGGCCAUUGUCGGCAUGCUUGGCUUUACCCAGUUUUGGUAUUGGUUCCCGUUCAGCCACUUCCUGUCGCUUGCAUUUACACCUUCGUGCGUCAUCGGUCUAAAUUCGUCGUUAGCGAUGCCCAAGAUUGAGUUCCGCUCGAACGUUAAACCAUCAACGUACGCGUAUCCGCCCCCAUUAGAGGAGAAGAAGGAGAAGGAGCGCGAAAAAGUUAUGACGGCCGUUCUCUCCAUCACGUUCAAGGCCGCCGCGAAAAAACGCCAAAGGGAGAAGGCCAAGGAAGAAGGCGAAGACAAAAUGGAUGUUGACGACAAGGAUGUCAAGGCCAAAGAAGAGGCCGACGCAAAGAUAAAAGAAGAUGCUGAAGCCAAAGCUAAAGAAGAGGAGAAAAAACCUGAACCCAACUUCGAAAUUCUUGCCAAUCCCGCACGUGUUGUGCGGCCACAGCUCAAGGUAAUUCAGAUGAACGAAGGCGCACGUUACCGGCCCGUAAAGGACGUCUCGAUUGGAGGCGUUAUCCUAAUGCUUGACACGAAGUCAGAACAGGACGAAGAGCUAGUUGAGCCAGUGGUCGCUGGAGGGCUUGCGGUCGCCCAAGACGAGCAGGAGCCGGAACCUCCCGAACCAUUCGAGUAUGAAGAAUAAAA
This is a messenger RNA of Varroa destructor (honeybee mite), 2980 nucleotides long. It is a transcript of the gene Rpn2, whose product is annotated as Regulatory particle non-ATPase 2. Gene Ontology annotation, biological process: regulation of protein catabolic process; proteasome-mediated ubiquitin-dependent protein catabolic process. Gene Ontology annotation, cellular component: proteasome storage granule; proteasome complex; proteasome regulatory particle, base subcomplex. Gene Ontology annotation, molecular function: enzyme regulator activity. Lineage: Eukaryota; Metazoa; Arthropoda; Arachnida; Mesostigmata; Varroidae. The record is from RefSeq and is a predicted model, not a curated record.